GUGCGCCUUACAACACUAGGCCGUUUCAUUGAAGUCUGUCGCCACGUAAAGAAGUGGUCCGAGAUUAGUUUCGAAAUUGUUAACUCAUAAUUAUAACACUAGCAAUGGCUCCAACGCAGAAGGGCAAACAGGGCACGAAAGGUGCGAAGCAAAUAGUCGAAGAAAACAAGACCACAUUAGCAUUUUAUAGGAACAUGGCCAUUGGCUGCGCUGCACCUGCUCUUCUAUUGAGCUUUCUAGUCUUCGAGUUCACCAAAGUCACAAUCUUUAUGUACGUCCUUUCGUUGGCGAUCCUUGGUGGUGCCUACCAGUUUAUGGCGUUUAUGUCACAAGCAAAGUUCUCGGAGACCGGAGCUCUACUAGACUCGGGCAACGAUCUGAACAUGGAGGGCGGCAUAGCGGAAAAUGUCAAGGAUCUGAUCAUCCUUACGUCUGGCACGUUACUGAUGGCCCUCAUCUCAAACUACUUCUGGCUGGUGCUGCUUCUGGCCCCCAUACGCGCCGGCUGGAUGCUCUGGGGCUCCUUCAUAAAGCCAUGGCUUGCCCAGCGAAAUGCCCAAGAGGAGCCCGAGCUGGACGAAAAGAAGCAGAAGAAAAUGGAGCGCAAAAUGCGUCGCAUGAGAUAGGAGGCAGCAGAAUCAACUUUCAGUUAACUAUCGGUUGGGGGUCCUCUGGGGCUGGCUUAAAUAUGUUUAUAUGAGAUUUUACGCUUAGAUAUUGCCUAGGACUAUGUAGAUGUGGGUGUGUGCGUUUCCAAAUUAUCCAAAAAUGUUUAGCAAAUUAAACUAGAGACAAAAGACGAUCCCCACAAUUUCAGCUACUUGAAGCAUUUGUGCGAUUUAAUUUUUGGUGCAUUUUUUAGAGUGAACAAACCAGAACAGCUUUAUAUAACGCCACCUCUCCAGAAAAGGCCCACAGACUACUACAUAUAAUUAAUUUGUUCUGCGAACGUUCGUCCUGUCGUGGUGUGUGCAUUGUAAAUACAUAUACAUUACGAUAUUGUUUAUAAAUAAAUGUGUGCUUGAGUGCAGCAGGAA
Molecule: messenger RNA, 1037 nt
Organism: Drosophila obscura
Lineage: Eukaryota; Metazoa; Arthropoda; Insecta; Diptera; Drosophilidae
Product: transmembrane protein 208
Exons: 4
Coding region: 105-626 (173 amino acids)
Biological process (GO): vacuolar protein processing
Cellular component (GO): intracellular membrane-bounded organelle
Source: RefSeq, a predicted model, not a curated record